AUGGAGGCAGAUCAUGUGGGGGACCCCACCGCCGAAAGUUCCCACAAGUGCAGUGAACCCGGUUGUGGAAAAACAUUUAUAGAAAGUGGUAAACUCAAGAGACACAUGCGCACCCACACUAACGUACGUCCCUUCGAGUGCGAGGAACCCGGUUGUGGCAAAACUUUUAGGCAAAGUACUGAUCUCAAGAGACACAAGUUUACCCACACCGGCGAGCGUCCCUUCAAGUGCAAAGAGCCCGGAUGUGGAAAAGCAUUUUCUCAACAGUAUAAUCUAUCAGCACACACGCGCACCCACACUGGCUAUCGUCCUCACAAGUGCAAAGAGCCCGGAUGUGGAAAAGCCUUUGUUCAACAGUACAGUCUUUCGAUACACAUGCAAUCCCAUGCGGGUCAACGGAUCUACGAGUGCAAUCACCCUGGAUGUGGGAAAAAGUUCAUCCACAAGAACAACCUUAGGAACCACAAAAAUUUGCACAUCGACGAGUUCCCUUACAAGUGCGACGAAUGCAAGCAAGAGUUUUCUUACAAAAAAGGACUUGUUAUUCACAUGCGCGUGCACACCGGCGAGCGGCCCUACAAGUGCGAAGAGCCCGGAUGUGAAAAAGCUUUUGCUGAUCAAAGUACGUUCAAAAACCACACUCGCACCCACACCGGCGAGCGUCCCUUUGAGUGCAAGGAGCCCGGGUGUGGAAAAGCUUUCAACCAACGAGGUAAUCUCUUGACGCACGCCCGCAUCCACUCAGGCUAUCGUCCCUUCAAGUGCAAGGAACCCGGAUGUGGAAAAUCAUUCACCCAACGAUGCAGCCUCUUGUUGCACACGCGCUUACACACUGGCUAUCGUCCCUACAAGUGCCAAGAACCUAAUUGUGAAAGAUCUUUCGUGCACAAGAGUGACCUCAAGAAGCACACGCGCACCCACACCGGCGAACGUCCGUACAAGUGCACCGAACCUGGAUGUGGAAAAACGUUUACUCAACGAAAUAAUUUGUCAUUGCACAUGCGCACACAUACCGAAUACAAAGCUUUUGUACAAUAA
This is a messenger RNA of Copidosoma floridanum, 1038 nucleotides long. RefSeq lists its product as uncharacterized. The record is from RefSeq and is a predicted model, not a curated record. Lineage: Eukaryota; Metazoa; Arthropoda; Insecta; Hymenoptera; Encyrtidae.